CCCAGCCCCGUGACCGCCGCCUACUUAUAGCCCGGAAGGUGGCAGCGCUGUGUCCGUUCUGUCCGGCCCGCGGUAUCCACCCGCUGUCUGCUCCGCGCCGAUCGUCCCCAAGCUCGCUGCCGAGAUGCUGUGUGGAGGGCCCUCUGCCACGAGGCCGGCCACCGCCGAGACCCAGGAGAUCGCCGACCAGGUAAAGCCCCAGGUAGAAGAGAAAGAAAAGAAGAAGUUCCCCGUGUUUAAGGCUGUGGAGUUCAAGAGUCAGGUGGUCGCCGGGACAAACUACUUUAUCAAGGUUCACGUGGGUGACGAGAACUUCCUGCACCUGCGAGUAUUUCAGAGUCUCCCUCACGAACAGAGGCCUCCGGCCUUGGUGGACUACCAGACCGACAAGACGAGGCACGACGAGCUGGUGUACUUUUAAUUCCUGGUUUGGAGCAGGUCCCUUUGUCCACGUGACCCGAACAUGAAAACGAUUCUGUCGUAUGUGAGGGUGUACCGGGGACUAGAAAAGAAACAUCUCGCCUUUCUGCUGCUUGGGGUGGGAGGGGGCGUCUGCAGCUUCUCUGUGUCUCUGUCCCUAAUCGCUCAUUGAUCCAGUGAACAGUCAUUGCUAAUCAAUAACCGGAACCAAAUUCCUUUCAAAGAAGUCAAAUACUAUCUUUAAAUACAUCUUUUAUAGUCUUUGCCAA
This is a messenger RNA of Trichechus manatus latirostris (Florida manatee), 689 nucleotides long. It is a transcript of the gene CSTB, whose product is annotated as cystatin B. Gene Ontology annotation, cellular component: cytosol. The coding region runs from base 125 to 421 and encodes 98 amino acids. Lineage: Eukaryota; Metazoa; Chordata; Mammalia; Sirenia; Trichechidae. Gene Ontology annotation, molecular function: cysteine-type endopeptidase inhibitor activity. The record is from RefSeq and is a predicted model, not a curated record. The transcript is spliced from 3 exons.